Molecule: messenger RNA, 2061 nt
Organism: Scatophagus argus
Lineage: Eukaryota; Metazoa; Chordata; Actinopteri; Scatophagidae
Gene: clic5b
Product: chloride intracellular channel 5b
Exons: 6
Coding region: 949-1689 (246 amino acids)
Source: RefSeq, a predicted model, not a curated record
GGUUUGUGCUGCAUGUUGGUAUGUCAACCAGGAGAUGGAGCUGCUCUAUAAAUAGAAAACAUUUAAAAAUUCGCUCUAUCUGCCACAGCUCUCCCCAUUUUUCUGCCUUCACCUGACUGUCAAAUGAACAGAUGAUGAGAGAUUUUUCCUUGGGUAUAUCUCUCAAAACUGUGGCCAUUUGAAUGAAACAAAUCACGAGUGCCACUCAGUAUGUUGUGUGCUGAUGAAGAUUUUUGCAGUCAGACCUGCUUUUAUUUUUGUUGCCCUACAUAGGUCCCUUUUCUAUAAAUGAACGCCAGUGCCUGCCUUAAAACCAAAGCCAGACAUGAAUAAUUCAUAGAGGGAUCUUCUCCAAGACCCCUACUGGUGACCAAGUAUAACCUGCAUAAAUGUGUGAACACCCAUUAAAUAUGACUGAUGCUGCUCACACACUCAAAAACUAAAGAAAAGUGACAUAAAUAUCAUCCCUUUGAGACAUGAGACAGAUAAGAGAGGAGGUGAUGUGUGUGAGAGGGGAGUUAGUUUGCAGUAGUCGGAAGCGAGGGAUGGGGCUCCACCCCCUGGUAUACAAGACUAACACCUGUUUUCCACUCAGUGUCAGUGGGAGAUAGUUCUGCUCUCCAUCUGUGUCCAAAUCAGAGCACAGGGCUCUGCCUGCCACCUGGACCGAUUCUCAACCUCAUCCGCAGGACACAAACAAGGGUGAAGAAAGCCUCUAAGAGACCAUAAGGUGUUGGAGAUCUUGAAUCAGGGACUAGAAAACAUCAAAACAGUUUCUUAAGGUGUGAGGGAUCACUGUCAGCAGAGAGGAUAAUCUCAGAGAAGAUACCUGGGUUUUUUUCCGUCUACUUCUGGAGGAUGUAGACCUCCAAGGAUAAGGAAAGGAAGGAAAGGUUUUUUUAAAAAAAAAUAACAAAAGAAUCAAGGUGACAGCCAGAGGAGGGUAUCAUGUCCACAAACGGCCAAGACAGAGACCCUGAUAUUGAACUUUUUGUCAAGGCAGGCAACGAUGGAGAAAGCAUCGGCAACUGUCCCUUCUCUCAGCGUCUCUUCAUGAUCCUCUGGCUUAAAGGAGUCGUGUUCAACGUCACAACCGUCGACCUCAAAAGAAAGCCAGCAGAUCUGCACAACCUUGCUCCAGGGACACACCCUCCUUUCCUGACCUUCAAUGGAGAGGUCAAGACCGAUAUCAACAAGAUCGAGGAGUUUCUGGAGGAAACGCUCUGUCCUCCAAAGUAUCCCAAACUGGCCGCCAAGCAGAGAGAGUCAAACACAGCUGGAAAUGACAUCUUUGCCAAGUUCUCAGCCUACAUCAAAAACACCAAACCAGAGGCCAACUCCGUUCUAGAGAAAGGUUUAAGCAGGGCCCUGAAGAAGCUGGAUGACUACCUGAACAGUCCUUUGCCAGAUGAGAUCGAUGCAGACAGCAUGGAGGAGGAGAAGGGCUCCACCCGAUGCUUCCUUGAUGGGAACGAGCUCACUCUCGCUGACUGCAACCUGCUGCCUAAACUGCACAUAGUCAAGGUUGUUGCUAAGAAGUACCGCAGCUACGACAUCCCAGCAGAAAUGUCGGGCGUGUGGCGGUACCUGAAGAACGCCUACACACGUGACGAAUUCACCAACACCUGUGCUGCUGACUCUGAGAUCGAGACCGCCUACAAAGAUGUGGCGAGGAGACUGGCCAAGUAACUCGCCAACUGACUCGAACUCAAAUAAAAUAAACUAGUAGCUCAGCACAAAAACUUUUUAAUGUUCUUUUGGGCCUUCCUCAGUGGCAUUUUUAGGAACCUGAAAUAUUUGUAUAAAUAUUUCAGGUUCAUAGUAAACAGGUCAGAUGUUGCAGAUUUCUGUGUGUUAGGAUGGCUGAUACUGCUUUACAGCUUCAGCUGUGAGUUCAGACAUUUACUACAUGAUGUAUAUGGGGUUAUAAUUACAGAACCAGACACUGGAAAAGAGAACUGGAGCAGUCGAUAAAUCGAGAACAUUUAACUUCAUUCACAGUUUUAAUCCAGAUUCAAAUUUUGCUUCUGUGAAACUCCUGACAUAUAACUUUCACUCAAA